AGGCGGGAGCUGAGUUUACAUUCAGGGCACGGAGUGAAAACAACACUAUUAGUGUAGACACGCUAAACUACCAAAUACGCAAGCAUUAGAGGGGACAGGAUAAUGGCGUCUGUGAGUGUGGUGGGGCGGCAGCCGGGUCCGCACAGACUGGACUCGGAACAGCAAAUCCUGCUCCUCAAAUUGUCCAGCAGCAAGAAUAAAAUAACCCUGCCGAAGAAGUCUUCCUGGGAUGACAAGAUGCCCGUGAGAAGCCCAGUGACACGCGGCGGAGAGUGCGUGUUUAUCACAACUGAGGAGUCGCGAAGUCAUCUCUCGGCGCGCGGACCAACUGGAGGAACGGCAGUCGGAGGGGGGAUGAUGCCCUGUGAAGGAUGCGGGGCCCCGGCCGCCUUUGAUGCGCCACGUAGCCCGAACCAGGACGGAAAGGAGAGCAGCGACGGGGUCACCACCGGGACACGAGAAAGCCAAAUCGGGCGCAUCACAACCGGCAGCAUCAUCAGCUCUGACUCAAACCGUAACACAGGCGGUCGGAGGGGGGGCUCGCUAAAGGAGUCUCGGGUCGAUACAAGCGGACCGGCUGUGAACAAACAUAAAAGAUCGUACCGGCACCGGGACACGCAAAGACGAAACUCUCGUAAUGGAGACAGCGUCCAUCAGAGCAUCUCCCCCGCGAUUUCACUUCCAGGAGAGACCGGUGGUCUGCCGCUGGAGCGGCUUACGCAGGGCAGGACUGGAGUCGUGAAGCUGGCCCGCACCGAACCUCACCGCAGGGAGGCCUGGUCCAUCUUUACCCAGGAGAUGGACCCCCGGGUGAGGACCGAGAGGGGCGAAGGACACUGUUUUGAGACCAGGCCUAUGAAGCAGGACUGGUGUGAUGCGUGUAGCCGACAGAUCACCGCGCAGGUCCUCAAAUGUAAAAACUGCAACUACACCUGUCACCUGGAGUGUGAGAGUCGUGUCCAGCUUGACUGCAACCAGAGAGAUAGACAGUCAGAAGAAACCCCAUCUCCCAGAAGUCACUGCUCCCCCACAGCUCCUCUGCACAAACAUAGUAAGACAAAGGAGGAAGAGGAGGGAGGAACUAAAAACCUGUCAGAGGAAGAAGUGCGGACCAGGAUUGAGGAGUACAACGCUCAGGUCUCUGAAAAUGGAAUGAAACUGGCUGCAGACGGAUCUUACACAGGUUUCAUCAAGGUCCAUCUGCGGCUCAGUCGACCAGUAACAGUCCCUGCUGUGGAUGAGCCAGGCUCAGAGGGGGUGUCCAGACUAACGGGCAGUCGCAGCCGCACGGCGUCAGAAGAGGACGAAGCAGACUGUGGGCGUAUCGAAAAGAGAACCUCCUUCUACUUACCAUGCGACUCUGUGAAGCAGCUGCAUAUCAGCUCUCUAACCACCACCCAAGAAGUCAUUCAGGGCUUGCUGAAAAAGUUCAUGGUGUUGGACAACCCUCGCAAGUUUGCGUUGUACAGGCAGACGCACCGCGAUGGGCAGGAUUUGUUCCAGAAGCUCCCUCUGUCUGACCGCCCUCUUCUCCUAAGGUUGGUUGCAGGACCCGACCGAGAGCAGCUCACCUUUGUUCUUAAAGAAAAUGAGACCGGAGAGGUUGAGUGGCAUGCAUUCUCAGUCCCCGAGCUUCAAAACUUCCUCGCCAUCCUGGGGAAAGAGGAGGCAGAACGCGUACAAGCAGUGCAACGAAAAUACGAUAUUUAUCGACAGAAACUACAGCAGGCCCUCCAAAAACAUGACCCCUGACCCUCUCACCUGUUACCUUAUGUGUUCAACCCAGGGAGAGACUGACCCUUUGAACACUGACCAGUCCCCCUCAAGACCCUGUGAUUUAUUCAGAGGGUGGAGCCCAAGCUGAACUUUGAGUCUUUGAGCUCCACACACACACAAACAUGCAGACACAGACAAGUCACACACAGAUGCUUAUCUUUUCUCAGGACUUAAACAGCUCCCCUUGUACCUAAUGUACAUCUGCUCCCUGAGGAGAAGACAUGGACCAGUUGUGUUUUCAUUGCCAAGGAUACACACAGGAAGUUGUGGACUGCAACUCCAACUUGAGAUCUCAUUUGGGACUGAUAGGAAUCAGUGGUGUUUUUAAAGGUUCCCUCCUCUUCUGCUACUUCUGCUGCUGCUGCUGCUACUGCAAGUGUUACUUAUGCAUGAGUCUGUCUCAGCUCAUCUGCCCUGCACAUAGAGUUAGGAUUAAAGGAGAAGGCAUGAUUAAUUUUCUGAAUCUAAGUGGACUGGAAGGACAAUCAUGUGGUGUGUUUUUUUUUCUUUGAGGAUUUUUAAGAGAAGUAUAUUGGGUCAAGAAGCAGAAGGCUGAGUUUCCUUUCAUAGAAAAAGAAGGGGUGGAGGCAAAAGAAAAAAGAGAUCCAUUCUCUGAUUCUUCUCAGGGAGCAUGUGUUACGCAAAGAUAAAACCCAAAGGAGGAACGAUGGCCCCUCCACCUUCCACCAACCUAUUCUAACACAUGCUUAUCUGUAUUUUUUGCCUAUCUUAAUGCGAAGUGAAAUGGCCUGACAAGAUCAAGAUGCUGUCAGAAAGAUCUUUAUUCACACCCAGUUUGCAAUUUUUCCUCUCCCUUCUUCUCUAAUAUACUCAAUCCUAACAUGUCCAUGGAUGAUAACUGUGACAUUAUUCCUCUUUUUCUGCCUCAAAUCUCAAUCUGACUGUUUGCAUGAACUCCAGCUGCAAGUAAAGCUGAGAAAGGCAGCCUACAUACCUUUCCUGAUACAUUUCAAACCAGUUACUGUAUUUGGGUUGUAUUUGAAUGUGAGAGGACCUUUAACACCAAAGCUGAGAGGGGUAACUCUACUGCAAGGAUUAGAAUAGACUCACAUUAGAGGCAUUUGGAAGUUUGUUCGAUGAAAGGUGGUGUAUGUAAAAAUCAAACCAGCUUCUGUUUUGCACAUAUAGAUGCAGGUCACUGUGUGCACCCCCCAAAAUACAAUCUUGGGCUUAGCAUGCAUUUAUGUUUUCUUUUAUCCUCCCGCCUCCCUCCCCUGUAAAAGAAAAGAAACAGAAAUAUAUAAAAUUCAUGAUAAUGGCUAUGAUGUACCAAUGAUGUGUUUGCAAUGCAUAUGUAUUAUGUAGACACUGGAAAAAAGAGUGACAAGGUUUAACUUUGUUGUUAUUAUGAAUAUUAAUAUUUUUUGUAUCAUUCCUACUGAUUGGUGUGUGUGUGUGUGUGUGUGUGUGUGUGUGUGUGUGUGUGUGUGUGUGUGUGUGUGUGUGUGUGUGUGCGUGUGUGUUUGUGUGAGAGAGAGAGAGAGAUCAUCCAGGGCAGUGACGAUAGCAUGAGUAGUUCAAAUGAGUGUAUGUGAGUAUGUCUACCAUCUCCCUCUUAUUGGGCCUCACUUAUUAUGUAUUAAUGCGUGCAUUUAGUGCACUGAUACACUGUUAUGUUACAUUUCAAGUGUGAAUUAGGUUGUGGUUAGAUUUGGAGAAAAGAAAAAAAAUGCGUGCAUGUGUAUCAUGAAGUGAAAGUAUUUAACCAAAACCUUUGCAGACGUUGUUUCUCCAUUUAUAUAAUCAAAAUACUGAUAGAUGAGGCCUGCUGUCCACAAGUACACACUUCUCUGUAAACCCAAACCUGUGUUUUUAUCACCACAACCACCCAAAGCCCAAGCUGUUCCUGCUGGCAGUGCCUUUUGUUUCAUGUGCCCUAGUGUAUCUACGUACGGUGUGUUUCAGCACACACAGGUGCCUGAGUACAUGUAUGGGUGCUUUUGCAUGUGUGCAAAUCUAUGUUUCUUGGGUGGUGCUGUAUGUAUGUGUGCCCUCCUCUCAUUAAGCUCGUCUGUUACCAACAAAUCAUCUAUGCGAGUGUGCAUGUAUGUGUGUGUGUGUUAUUUAUUUCACUGUUCACAACCAUUCACACGAUGAGGAUGUUGAGAAUUUUUGUUUCCAGUUUAUUUUGUUUUAUUUGAAAAAGUGUGUAUACAUAUGAGUAGAUCUGUACAGAAUAUUAAAAUGAAAUAAAAAUGGUAAUCCCUU
This is a messenger RNA of Melanotaenia boesemani (Boeseman's rainbowfish), 4005 nucleotides long. It is a transcript of the gene rassf5, whose product is annotated as Ras association domain family member 5. Gene Ontology annotation, cellular component: nucleus. NCBI's taxonomy places the organism in Eukaryota, Metazoa, Chordata, Actinopteri, Atheriniformes, Melanotaeniidae. The record is from RefSeq and is a predicted model, not a curated record. Bases 103 to 1752 code for a protein of 549 amino acids. The transcript is spliced from 6 exons. Gene Ontology annotation, biological process: signal transduction.